UUGUUAGUUCUCGCGAGAACGGCGCUUGUUAUUGCCACAGAUAGCAUAGCUAGAGCGGGCGAGUCAAGUUAUCUAGAGUUCUGCAGUCAACUGUUGUACUGCGAUGGAUGCUCUCGGAGCCCUAGACGAGGCAGAGAGGCCUCGACAUCACCCUUUCCUAAUAGGGGUCAGCGGAGGAACCGCCAGCGGCAAGUCAACAGUUUGCGCCAAGAUCAUGGAGCUCCUGGGCCAGAACAAGGUGGACCACCGCCAGAGGAAGGUGGCGAUUAUAAGCCAGGACAGCUUCUACAGAGUCCUGACUCUAGAGCAAAAGGCGAAAGCACUAAAGGGCCAAUACAACUUUGAUCACCCAGAGGCAUUUGACACCGAGUUGAUGUACAAAACCUUAAAGGACAUUGUGGAGGGAAAGGUGGUUGAAGUGCCAACGUAUGACUUCGUCACACAUUCCAGGCUGGAAGACAGGAUCACAGUUUACCCAGCAGACGUGGUCCUCUUUGAGGGGAUCCUGGUCUUCUACCCCCAGAAAGUGCGUGAUAUGUUUCACAUGAAGCUUUUUGUGGACACAGAUUCAGACGUCAGACUGUCUCGCAGAGUUCUCCGAGACAUGACCAGAGGGAGAGACCUGGAGCAGAUUCUUACGCAGUAUACAACAUUUGUCAAGCCUGCUUUUGAAGAGUUUUGUUUGCCUACAAAGAAGUAUGCAGACGUCAUCAUUCCAAGGGGGGUUGACAAUAUGGUGGCCAUCAACCUCAUCGUACAGCACAUCCAAGACAUACUGAACGGUGAAAUCUGCAAAUGGCGUACGUCCAUUAACAGCCACGCGCGAGGCUUCAAACGGGCCAUUUCUGAGCAGGGUGACCUGCAGAACGGAGCUACUAAUCCUGCAGGAAAGAGGGUCCUGCUGGAGCCCAGUUGUCGGCCUCACUGAGACUGUGUGGAUGCAUGGGUGGACCGAUGUGUCCAGACUGUGAAUAUAAGCUUCACGUUGGGAUUGCUACUACUGAUUUGUGCGGGAUGGGUCAGCACGUCUGAUGCCAGUCUCCCCCUCAGUGUUUUUAUUUGUGUUUUUUUUUAAGAAAAGUAUCCACAAUCCUACUUUACAAAUAUUCAGUGCUGCAACCUCAUAAUUCACUGUAAUAAUUGUUGCAUAAGCAGUAUGCUACUAGAUUAUGCUUUUCACAUGUAACGGUCUUCCAUGAUAGUUUGACUUUUCCGUGUUAACUGCGGUCAAAUGACUGGUUACUGAGAUUGGGGCUAAUAUCGUUUACGGUAGGAAGUGUUAUUUAAAUGUUUAAUUUCAGUCAUGCUUUUGCACUUUGACCUUGUAUUUAUAUCUGCUUUUUUGUUGCUGGAGUAGGCAGUUUUUAUGGAAAAGACAAAUAUACAGCCCUUGUCCUGCA
Messenger RNA from Sander lucioperca (pikeperch), 1400 nucleotides. It is a transcript of the gene uck1, whose product is annotated as uridine-cytidine kinase 1. NCBI's taxonomy places the organism in Eukaryota, Metazoa, Chordata, Actinopteri, Perciformes, Percidae. The record is from RefSeq and is a predicted model, not a curated record. Gene Ontology annotation, cellular component: cytoplasm; cytosol. Gene Ontology annotation, molecular function: kinase activity; ATP binding. The coding region runs from base 104 to 928 and encodes 274 amino acids. The transcript has 7 exons.